GAGCGCCUGCUGCGGCGGCGGCGCGCGGGCCCGGCCGGGGAGCGCCCGGCCCUGCUGGCGCUGCGCGGCUUCUGCGCGCUGCACGCCGGGGACGCGCCGCGCGCCCUGGAGGACUUCCAGGCGGUGGUGGCGCGCGGCCCGCCCCACCCCUGCGGCUGCGUGCGCGCCCUGUGCGGCCGCGGGCUGCUGCGCGUGCUGGCGGGCAGCGCCUUCCUGGGCGCGCUGGACUAUGUCACCGCCUGCCGCCUGCGGCGCGAGGAGGCGCUGCUCGUCGCCAAGGCCUGGGUGCCCUGGAACCAGCGCGGGCUGCUGCGGACCGUCCUGCGGGAGGAGGCCCGGACGCUGCUGCGGCGGGCGGCGCGCGAGGCCGCGGACGGAGCGGGCCCCGCGGCGCAGGAAGGGGACGCCCAUGGCGUGCUCCAGCUGGCCUCGCUGCUGCUGGAGCUGGACGCGGAGGACGAGGAGUCGAGGCUGCUGGUGGCCGAUGCGCUGUACAGCCUGGGCCGCCUGGACGAUGCCCACAGGGCCCUGCUGCUGGCCCAGUCGCGCAGGCCCCCCGCCGCGCCCGCGCUGGCCCGGCUGGCUCUGCUGCAGCUGCGGAGGGGCUUCUGCUAUGACGCCCACCAGCUCGUGAAGAAGCUGGUGCAGUGCGGGGACACGGCCUGUCUCCAGCCCACCCUGGGCGUCUUCUGCCAUGAGGACCGGCAGCGGCUGUGGCAUCUCUGCCACACGCGGGCAGUGGCCACUCUGCGGGCGCGGCCGGGCGUGGCCGGGGAGCAGACUCACCUCCGGGAGGCCGUCGCCUACCUGUCUCUGGCCAUCUUCGCCGCGGGCGGCAGCUGCCUGCCACCCCCAGGCACCCAGGCUGUGCCAGGCACUCAGGCCGGCCAGAGCCUCCUGGCCCGAGCCCGCUGCUACGCGCUCCUGGGCCAGAGGAAGACCGCGCUGCUGGACUUCAACGCCGCGCUGCGGGCCGAGCCGGGGAACGUGGCCGCGCUGUGUGGCCGAGCACUCCUGCACCUGGCGCUGGGCCGGCAGCAGGAGGCUGUGGACGACGUCCUCUGUGCCCUGAAGCUGGACCCAAGGGCCGCAGUGCCUGAGCUGCGUGCGCUGAAGCCCGAAGUCCAGGCGCUGGUCACGCAGGGCCUCUCCUCCCGCUGCCGGGCCCUCCUGGGCCGCGUGAAGGACGCGAGCACCACGCUCAGCCCCGACGACGCCCGGGGCCUCCAGGCCGCCGCAGAGGCACUGGUCAGCCUGGACAGCGGGCGGUGCAGCGGGCACAUCCUCCUGGCAGAUGUGCUCACCGUGAGAGGCAGCUACGAGGAGGCUGGUGCCCGCCUGCAGGCAGCCCUGCACCCCUGCCCACCAUCAGAGGCUGCCCGGGCCCGGCGUGGUCUCCUCCAGCUCAAGAAGGGGGACGCCGCGGCCGCCGCGCGCGACCUGCAGGGCCUGGCGGAGACCGAUGCCAGCGACCUGGGCUUCCUGCUGGGGCUCCUGGACGCCCCGGAGAGGCAGAGCCUUGCUCAGGCCGCGGCCCAGGAAGCCAGCAGCCUGCUGCGGUCAGGACAGGCCGGGCCAGCGCUGGGCUACUGCUCGCUGGCGGUGCUGGCCAGCGCGGACCAGGCCCCGCACCUGCGCCUCCGGGCCGCCUGUCUGGCGGAGCUGCAGGAGUUUGACCGGGCCCUCGGGGACCUGGGCCUGGUUCUCCGGGAGGGCUCCGGGGCUGGCGACGCCUCCACGCGGGCCGAAGACUUCUGCUCCCAGGGGCGCCUGCUGCUGGGGCUCGGGGACGAGGCGGGGGCCGCGCGGGCCUUCGUCCAGGGCCUGCAGCUGGCGCCCCUCCAGGCCCGGAGCAGCCUGGAUGAGCGGCCCGGCCGGACCACCGCGGCACGCCUGCUCUUGGGCUGGGGACAGCGGUGCCUGGAGGAGCAGCGGUUGGCGGAGGCCUGGGCGGCAGUGGACGCAGGCCUGGCCCUGGACCCCUCUCACGGCAGCCUCCGAGGCCUGAGGACCAGGUUGCGGAGGGAGGCGGCCUCUGGCUGCCAGCUCCACUGACCGCCUCAAGGACCCCGGUCCCACGGCAGAGCCCCACUUCCGUGGGGUCUGAUCCCAGGGGACCUGGACCUCCUGGUGAGCUGGGGGCCAGUUGAUCCCGGCCACUCUGGCCAAGCUGUCUGCAGCCUUGGCCCUGCUCUGCUGGCCGGUGCCUCAUCCUGGCCCACGACUACGGGCUCGGGGCCGGCCCUGCCCACUACCCAGCCCUGCAGGGACCACCCAGCACCCCACAGUGCAGUUAUGGCCCUCUCCCCGCCCCCCGCAUGGCCAGUGGGAGCACAGGGACGGGCUCCAUGCACCCCACACCCCAUCUUCGUCCUCCUCCCCCUUGAGAUGCUCACAGUUGCUGCCAAUGCAGGAUCACCCACCACCACCCUCUCCCAGCCAGCUGGGCAUCUGCAGAGGUGCCCAGGAGCCAGGACUGAGGUCACAGAAGAGACCCCAACUCAGAGAGAAGGGCCGAGGUCAUGAAAGGGGUCCCUGGGUUUUGCCCGACCACCCUACCCGCCAAAUCUCACCCGCCUUUCUGGGCAGCGCUGAGCCCCACCCUGAAAGCCCUCAGCACCCUGCAGAGGAGGUCCCAGGCCCCGCCCGUGGGUGGCUCCAAGGUUGAGUAGGCCUCUCGGGCAGGAGGGAGAAGGCCCUGCUCUCCCCAGCCCCGGGACCCGCCCCUGCCACCCACCCACGUGUGCCCAGGGUGUCCUGAGCCAGUUAGCAGGUGCACGGAGAGAUGACCCGCAAGGCCUUGAGUGGCCCAGACCGCAACUCCCGGCAGGAUGAGCCCCACCCGCUGCGAUGUGCCCGUCUCACAUGUCACCAGGCAGUGUUCAUGACCAGUGCACACAGCAGCAUGAAACUUGGGUCCAAGAGGAAAUCAAACCUGGAAUUGCAGAAAAUUGGGGGAAACUGAGCAAGCCACCAGGAUGGCAGCCCUGCGACCCAGCAGGGAGCCCCGCGGAGCAGCCCCAGCUCCAGACUCGGCUCAGAAGCACGGAACCCGGUGGCACGAGGCACUGAAGCCGGAGGGAGACUCGGGAACUGAUCAAUGCAGAGAAGAAACGUGGGGGGACUCGUAGCCCAACAAAGGUGCCGAGAAUAAAACAUGAGCUGAGGGCAAAGUCAGUUUGGGAAGAUGGAAACUUAGUCAAGCUGGCCGGUCUCAGACACCUGGACCCCACCUGGAUGGGCACACCUGGGCCCCACCUGGAUGGGGCCCCUGGGGCCCAACUGGAAAACAUCCCCAGUGGUGCCCACUACAGCCACAUCACUGGGGAUUUUGAGAACAAGUGUCUCAAGUAGUGAAUCAAGACCUCUGCCAGCGGCAGCUGACAGUGGGCCACGGGGAAGGGCAGCCCACAGCAGGAGGGCCUCUCCCAAGAGGUCUCUGUCCUUCCUGGCAGAGGAAUGCAAAGCCUCCCGCCAGCCCCCUACCCCAGGAAGGCCGGGUCAGCACCGAGUGUCAGCGGUGCCAGCCGGGCACGGUGUAGGUGAGGCUGUGCGGGUGGGGGAGCUGGGCCAGGGGCGCACUGCCCGGGGCUGCCUGUGCCUCGUGCCACCGCACAGGGAGUCCAGACCCCCGCCCAGA
This is a messenger RNA of Sorex araneus (European shrew), 3640 nucleotides long. It is a transcript of the gene TTC34, whose product is annotated as tetratricopeptide repeat domain 34. Lineage: Eukaryota; Metazoa; Chordata; Mammalia; Eulipotyphla; Soricidae. Gene Ontology annotation, molecular function: protein binding. The transcript is spliced from 7 exons. The annotation marks the transcript as partial. The record is from RefSeq and is a predicted model, not a curated record.